Molecule: messenger RNA, 1938 nt
Organism: Sardina pilchardus (European sardine)
Lineage: Eukaryota; Metazoa; Chordata; Actinopteri; Clupeiformes; Clupeidae
Product: thrombospondin-type laminin G domain and EAR repeat-containing protein-like
Exons: 11
Coding region: 61-1938 (625 amino acids)
Biological process (GO): signal transduction
Source: RefSeq, a predicted model, not a curated record
CCGUUGGACCUGCUGCGGCGUGUGUUGCCAGGAGACGGCGGCGUGUUGGAGGGGGUCCGCAUGGUGCAGACUCGGGGGGCGCGAGGCGUACGCAUCACGGGAGGUCAAAGGUCAAUGAGUUUCCCAGCCUCCCAGCUCUUCAUCAACUGCCCCCUCUUCCCCUCCGAGUUCUCCAUCGUCAUCACACUCAACGUGCCACGCACCAGCCAGCAGAGGGACUCUGAGUAUGUCUUCACUCUGCUGGAUGAGGAGAAGGAUCGCGUGCUGCUGGGUUUGAGCGUUGCCCAUGGCGACGUGCACUUCCUGUUCUGGAGUGGGCGUGGUCGGCGGCGCGUGUCGUUCAGGGGCGUGGCUCUGGCGGACGGACGCUGGCACACACUCGUGCUGGCCGUGACGGGUCAAUUCACCACCCUCACCCUGGACUGUGGCAUGCCCCUCGAGCUGAUCCAUGACAGGCCAUUCCCCUCUGAUCUAGACACCAGAGGAUCACGCUUCUUCAUCGGAAGCCGCAGGAGAUAUAGAGGACUCUUCUCAGGCCUGCUGCGGCAGCUGGUCCUGAUGCCCGGCUCUGAUGCCACGCUGCGUGUGUGCCCGUCCCCAGUGCCCAGCCUGCCAGUGCUGUCCGUGCCCCCCUCCCUGCUGCAGCUCCCCGCCCAGGAGUCCAGCGCCAACCAGCUGCCCCUCUACCCGUACGAGGCUGAGGUGCGCGUGACAGAGGGCUUGGUGCCCCCUUGUGGUGAUUUAGAGCAGGGCCAGCUGUGGGUCAACACUGUGAAGAGGGGCCUCUAUCUGUGUGAUGGACUCAUGUGGCUCCCAAUGAUCCAAGAGCAUGCACGGCUGGACUACGUGGAGGAUUACCAGUACCUACACACGCGCUCCAACACCUCCGACACCGAGGUCUUCCUCAUCCCGUCCGCGGGACUCUUCCUGGCUGCCGCCAGAUGGGAUUCCCGGUUGGGAUCGGCCAUCUAUAAGUGGGAAGAGGGGAAAUUCCGGCUCUACCAGAACAUCAGCACGUAUGGGGCUCAAUCCUGGAAGUACUUCACCAUCGGGAAAAGGAGUUUCCUGGUGGUGGCUAACUCAGGCAGUGGAGGAGGAGGAGGAGGAGGAGGAGGAGGAGGAGGAGGUGCAGAGGAGUACUCCGUCAUCUAUAAGUGGAGCUCACACAAGCACAAGUUCCUCCGCUACCAGAGCCUGCAGACACACACUGCUCAGGACUGGGAGGCCUUCAGCAUCCAUGGAGAGGCCUACCUCGCCGUGGCCAAUCACAGAAGAGGUAACAACCACAACAUAGAGAGCGUCAUCUACAAGUGGAACCCAGGAACCAUGCUCUUCGAGGUGAACCAGACCCUUUUGACGUCCGGCGCGUACGACUGGGAGUUCUUCAGCGUGGGGCCCUACCACUUCCUGGCCGUGGCCAACACGUUUGACGGCGCCACCACCUGCAUCAACUCCACCAUCUACGUGAUGGUGGCCGGCCAGUUCCAGCACUUUCAGCACAUCACCACGUUCGGGGCAACGGAUUGGGAGAUGUUUGAGAUCGAUGGGCGGGUCUUCCUGGCGGUGGCCAAUGGGCAGCUGCUCACGCGUGGGUGGAGCCAGUACUCCAUCAACUCCACCAUCUACGAGCUCAACGUGGAGCUGCAGAGAUUCAUCAGGUUCCAGGACAUACUCACACACUCGGCGGUGGACUGGGAGUUCUUCACUGUUGGGACGCAGAGCUUCCUAGUGGUGGCCAACUCCUUCAACGGCACCUCCUACUCACUCAAUAGUGCCAUCUACAGAUGGCAGGGCUCAGAGGGGUUUGUGUGUGUUCAUGAGCUGCUGACGGUGGGCUGUAGGGACUGGGAGUUCCUCCACACCCGCGAGGGCUCCUUCCUCGUCUAUGCCAGCGCCACCUCAACACUCUCCAAAGUCUUCAGACUCAAGACCUACUAA